ACGGACAGAUAGAGACAGACGGAGAAAGAGAGAGUUGGUCUCCUUUACGCACAUCACACACACACACACACACACUGCGUCCUGACGCGUCCAGAACCAGAGGUCUACCAGAGGAGUUCCUGACGGUUCUGUGUCUAAAUGUUUAACUGGGUCUCGGGUCUCCCGGUCUGUUUCUCCGUGGCUCCGCGGCUCGGUGCGUCCUCUCGCUCUGCUCGGUGCUAAAUGCUGCUGCGCUGCGUCCUGGACCUCACCGCGGGUUUGGAGCACGUGUUUGUGUCCCGGUAGCCGUUUGUCUCUCGGUGCAUCGCUGAGUCUUCUGGCGGGUUUUUAUCGUCUCUCCGGGACAUGUCGGGACAGAAACCGUCCUUGAGGAGCGGCGGCUCCGCUCAGAGCCGCUUCCAGGUGGAUGUGGUGACAGAAUCCGCCGCGCCAUCUCCGAGCCCUGCCCCUGCCCCCGAGGACUCCAAAGGUCGGUUCAGGGUGGUGGGGUUCACGGAUUCGGGCGCGCUGGGCAGCGCGAUGGACAUCGGGCUCCCGCCUGACGUCUUCCACGAGCCGGACACGACGAAGAGCGACUCGGUCAGCCUCCACUCCACAGGCACGGGACAGACGCACAUCUCCGACUCCCACUCCAACACCUACUACAUGAGGACCUUCGGACACAACACCAUAGACGCCGUGCCCAACAUCGAGUUCUACCGGCAGACCGCCGCGCCUUUCGGGGAGAAGCUGACCAGACCGUCGCUGUCGGAGCUGCACGAUGAACUCGACAAAGAGCCGUUUGAGGACGGUCUGGCCAAUGGAGAGGAGCCGUCAGCAGCUGAGGAGGCGGCGGCGUUGGCGGCGAAGGAGGCGAAAGGAGGAACUGUCAAGUUUGGUUGGGUGAAAGGAGUCUUGAUCCGCUGUAUGCUGAAUAUCUGGGGUGUGAUGCUCUUCAUCAGAAUGUCCUGGAUUGUCGGACAGGCUGGAAUUGGGCUGACCAUUGCGAUCAUUCUGAUGGCCACACUGGUUACCACCAUCACUGGUCUGUCUACCUCUGCUAUAGCAACCAAUGGCUUCGUACGAGGAGGAGGGGCGUACUACCUGAUCUCCAGGAGUCUGGGGCCAGAGUUUGGAGGCUCCAUCGGGCUGAUCUUCGCCUUCGCCAACGCCGUGGCUGUGGCCAUGUACGUCGUAGGCUUCGCUGAGACAGUGGUUGAGAUGCUUAAUGAUGUUGACGCUCUGAUGACUGAUGAACUAAACGACAUCCGUAUCGUUGGGACUCUGACCGUCAUCCUGCUGCUGGGAAUCUCCGUGGCUGGGAUGGAGUGGGAAGCCAAGGCUCAGAUCGUCCUCCUGGUCAUCCUGCUGGGAGCCAUCGCCAACUACUUCAUAGGAACUUUCAUGCCAACAGAAAGCAAAGAGCCCAAAGGAUUCUUUGGCUAUCACGCGGCCAUCUUCUUAGAGAACCUGGGUCCAGACUUCAGAGAAGAGGAGACCUUCUUCUCUGUGUUCGCCAUCUUCUUCCCAGCAGCCACUGGGAUCCUGGCUGGAGCCAACAUCUCUGGAGACCUCACUGACCCUCAGUCAGCGAUCCCUAAAGGAACCCUGCUGGCCAUCCUCAUCACAGGAAUCACCUAUGUGGCUGUGGCCAUCUCUACAGGAUCCUGCAUCGUCAGAGAUGCGACCGGCGACCACAACGACACGGUGAGCGACACGGUGAACUGCACCGACGCCGCCUGCACGCUGGGCUACGACUUCUCCAUCUGCAAGGAGGGAGGCUGUCAGUACGGCCUGAUGAACGACUUCCAGGUGAUGAGUCUGGUGUCGGGCUUCGGUCCUCUGAUCACCGCAGGGAUUUUUUCAGCCACUCUGUCCUCAGCUUUGGCCUCGUUGGUCAGCGCACCCAAAGUCUUCCAGGCUCUGUGUAAGGACAACAUCUAUCCAGGACUGGGUGUUUUUGCAAAGGGUUAUGGGAAGAACAACGAGCCUCUCCGUGGUUAUGUCCUGACCUUCUGCAUUGGCCUCGCCUUCAUCCUCAUCGCGGAGUUGAACAUCAUCGCUCCCAUCAUCUCCAACUUCUUCCUGGCCUCCUACGCUCUCAUCAACUUCUCCGUCUUCCACGCCUCCCUGGCCAACUCUCCAGGGUGGCGCCCCAGCUUCAAAUACUACAACAUGUGGGUGUCUCUUGCGGGGGCGAUCCUGUGCUGUGUGGUGAUGUUUGUCAUUAACUGGUGGGCGGCUCUGGUCACUCUGCUCAUCGUCCUCGCUCUCUACAUCUACGUCAGCUACAAGAAACCAGACGUGAACUGGGGUUCAUCCACUCAGGCUCUGAUCUACAACCAGGCUCUGACUCACUGUCUGAACCUGACCGGAGUCGAGGACCACGUUAAAAACUUCAGGCCGCAGUGUUUGGUGCUGACUGGUUAUCCAAACUCUCGUCCUGCUCUGCUUCAACUGGUUCACUCCUUCACCAAGAACGUUGGUCUGAUGGUCUGUGGUCACGUCAAGACUGUUUCCCGUCGGACCAACUUUAAGGAGCUGGCCCAGGAUCACGCUCGGUGUCAGCGAUGGCUCAACGAAAAACGCAUCAAGGCCUUUUACACUCCUGUCUACUCCGACAAUCUGAGGCACGGGGCGCAGUUCCUCCUGCAGGCUGUGGGUUUGGGUCGUCUGAAGCCCAACACGUUGGUCAUGGGUUUCAAGAACAACUGGAGCGAUGGAGACAUGAGAGACGUGGAGAUUUACAUCAACACCAUACAUGACGCCUUCGACCUGCAGUUUGGAGUGGUGAUCCUCCGACUGCAGGAGGGACUGGACAUCUCUCACAUCCAGGGACAAGACGAGCUGCUGUCGUCCCACGAGAAGCCACCAGUGGGCAGUAAGGAGGUGGUGAUUUCUGUCAGUUUGGCCAAAGACUUGGACUCGGACUCCUGUCCCUCAAAGACCACCAGCAACCAGAGCAGCCCGCUCAUCAUGAGAGGUAAUCAGUACAACACACAGCUGAGCAGCUUCUCAUAUCAAAGUGUUAACAUGUACCUGUAUGUGUUGUCUCCUGCUCCAGAGACCAAGUCUCCUCUGAGUCUGACGGACCAGCGUCUGUUGGAGUCCAGCCAGCAGUUUAAGAAGAAACAGGGCAAAGGAACCAUAGAUGUCUGGUGGCUGUUUGAUGAUGGAGGUCUGACUCUGCUGAUCCCCUACCUGCUGACCAACAGGAGUAAGUGGGGCGACUGCAGGAUCCGAGUCUUCAUCGGUGGAAAGAUCAACCGCAUCGACCACGACCGCCGAGUGAUGGCCACGCUGCUCAGCAGGUUCAGGAUCGACUUCUCUGAUAUCAACGUCCUCGGAGACAUCAACACCAAACCCAAGAAACACAAUAAGCUGACCUUUAAGGAGCUGAUCGAGCCGUACAGGCUGAAGGAGGACGACAUGGAGCAGGAAGCCGCAGAGAGGCUGAAGGCCCAGGAGCCGUGGAGGAUCACCGACAACGAGCUGGAGCUCUACAAGGCCAAGACCAACCGUCAGAUCAGGCUGAACGAGCUGCUGAAGGAGCACUCCAGCACCGCCAAGCUCAUCGUCAUGAGCAUGCCUUUGGCCAGGAAGGGCACAGUGUCGAGUGCUCUCUACAUGUGCUGGAUGGAAACUCUGUCCAAAGACCUCCCACCUCUGCUGCUGGUCCGAGGAAACCACCAGAGUGUCCUCACCUUUUACUCCUAACACACACACACACACACACACACACACACACACAGGUGUACAGCGUCAACACACAAAUGCAUGGUGUGUGUUGAAAAAGUUCAAGUCUAACUCUGUGUUUCCAUUGAUUCACACAUUAAUCAGCUCAGUCAGUCUCUCUCUAACAGUAACAGGCUGUAUGUUUAUAUUCUCCACCUUCUGUGUGUUUUACAUGAACGUGAGUAACCACAGUGAAUAUUAACGGAUUCUGUUCAGUUUAUUUAUAAUGAUGAAAAUCAGGAUUUCAGAGUGUGUGUUUUAUUCAUGUGAUUAUGAAGCAGUUAAUUGUGUAUCUGUGAUAACAUUAUUUUGUACAUUAUUUUAUUAAAAUAUUAACUGAAC
Molecule: messenger RNA, 4056 nt
Organism: Lates calcarifer (barramundi perch)
Lineage: Eukaryota; Metazoa; Chordata; Actinopteri; Centropomidae
Product: solute carrier family 12 member 2
Exons: 25
Coding region: 346-3696 (1116 amino acids)
Biological process (GO): chloride ion homeostasis; potassium ion import across plasma membrane; potassium ion homeostasis
Cellular component (GO): membrane
Molecular function (GO): ammonium channel activity; sodium:potassium:chloride symporter activity
Source: RefSeq, a predicted model, not a curated record